GCAGCCGGCUCGCUGAGCCCCGCCAGCCCUGAGCUCAGCCCCGGUCCCCGCUGCAGCGGGCCAGGCGGCUUCAGCACCACGGACAGCGCCCUGCCCGCGGCCCUCCCGCCCGCGGUGCGCCCCAGCCGGCGUAGGCAGGGCCGGCGAGCGAUGCCCGCGGCAUGGCCCGGCGCUCCGGCCCCGUGGCGCUGCUGCUUACCUUCGGCCUCCUCGGGCUGUGCCCAGGGGUGCGGGGUACGGAUGCCGAGGAGCGGCUGGUGGAACAUCUCCUGGAUCCCUCCCGCUACAACAAGCUUAUUCGCCCAGCCACCAAUGGCUCUGAACUUGUGACAGUGCAGCUCAUGGUAUCUCUGGCCCAGCUCAUCAGUGUGCACGAGCGGGAGCAGAUCAUGACCACCAAUGUCUGGCUGACCCAGGAGUGGGAGGAUUAUCGCCUCACCUGGAAGCCUGAGGAAUUCGACAACAUGAAGAAAGUCCGGCUCCCUUCCAAACAUAUCUGGCUCCCAGAUGUGGUCCUGUACAACAAUGCCGACGGUAUGUACGAGGUGUCCUUCUAUUCCAACGCCGUGGUCUCCUACGAUGGCAGCAUCUUCUGGCUGCCGCCCGCCAUCUACAAGAGCGCCUGCAAAAUUGAAGUGAAGCACUUCCCGUUCGACCAGCAGAACUGCACCAUGAAGUUCCGCUCCUGGACCUACGACCGCACAGAGAUCGACCUGGUGCUCAAGAGUGACGUGGCCAACUUGGAUGACUUCACGCCCAGUGGCGAGUGGGACAUUGUGGCCCUGCCCGGCCGGCGCAACGAGAACCCGGAAGACUCCACCUACGUGGAUAUCACGUAUGACUUCAUCAUCCGCCGCAAGCCGCUCUUUUACACCAUCAACCUCAUCAUUCCCUGCGUGCUCAUCACCUCUCUGGCCAUCCUGGUCUUCUACCUGCCGUCCGACUGCGGCGAGAAGAUGACACUGUGCAUCUCUGUACUGCUGGCCCUCACCGUCUUCCUGCUGCUCAUCUCCAAGAUCGUGCCGCCCACCUCGCUGGACGUGCCGCUCGUCGGAAAGUACCUCAUGUUCACCAUGGUGCUCGUCACCUUCUCCAUCGUCACCAGCGUGUGCGUGCUCAACGUGCACCACCGCUCGCCCACCACGCACACCAUGGCGCCCUGGGUCAAGGUCAUCUUCCUCGAGAAGCUGCCCACGCUGCUUUUCAUGCAACAGCCGCGUCACCGCUGCGCCCGCCAGCGCCUGCGCCUGAGGCGGCGUCAGCGCGAGCGCGAGGCCGGCGCCCUCUUCUCCCGCGAGCCGACAUCGGGGGCCGCCGACUCGUGCGCCUGCUUCGUCAAUCGCGCCUCGGUGCAGGGCGUGGCCGGGGCCUUCGGGGCCGAGGCGACGCCGGCUGCGGCGGGUGCUGGCGCGGGCAGCGCCGAGACGCCGUGUGGCUGCGGCCUCCGGGAGGCGGUGGACGGCGUGCGCUUCAUCGCGGACCACAUGCGCAGCGAGGACGAUGACCAGAGUGUGAGUGAGGACUGGAAGUACGUCGCCAUGGUGAUCGACCGCCUCUUCCUCUGGAUCUUUGUCUUCGUCUGUGUCUUUGGCACCAUCGGCAUGUUCCUGCAGCCACUCUUCCAGAACUACACCGCCGCCACCUUCCUCCACCCGGGCCCUGCGGCGCCCAGUGCCAAGUGAGCCUGCCCAUGGCCUCGCUCUCCUCACCCU
Molecule: messenger RNA, 1712 nt
Organism: Ochotona curzoniae (black-lipped pika)
Lineage: Eukaryota; Metazoa; Chordata; Mammalia; Lagomorpha; Ochotonidae
Gene: CHRNB2
Product: cholinergic receptor nicotinic beta 2 subunit
Exons: 6
Coding region: 162-1682 (506 amino acids)
Biological process (GO): monoatomic ion transmembrane transport; nervous system process; chemical synaptic transmission
Cellular component (GO): neuron projection; postsynaptic membrane; synapse
Molecular function (GO): transmembrane signaling receptor activity; acetylcholine-gated monoatomic cation-selective channel activity
Source: RefSeq, a predicted model, not a curated record